This is a messenger RNA of Toxotes jaculatrix (banded archerfish), 1687 nucleotides long. It is a transcript of the gene adprm, whose product is annotated as ADP-ribose/CDP-alcohol diphosphatase, manganese-dependent. The transcript has 3 exons. Gene Ontology annotation, molecular function: 2',3'-cyclic-nucleotide 2'-phosphodiesterase activity; ADP-ribose diphosphatase activity; manganese ion binding. The record is from RefSeq and is a predicted model, not a curated record. Bases 148 to 1167 code for a protein of 339 amino acids. NCBI's taxonomy places the organism in Eukaryota, Metazoa, Chordata, Actinopteri, Toxotidae.
GGACGGUAGCGGAACUGGAACCGGAUCAGCCUGGCAGGGUUUCAUCAUGUGCGGAGGCUGAAAACAAGCCGGUUAGUGGUAAGUGUUUCCUGUUUCAGCCUUUAUAAACGCACUCACACACCAGUUCAUCCCAAGUCAACAUCGACAAUGGACGACUUUGCUCAGCAUGAGCCACUGUUUACAUUCGGCGUGAUAGCUGACAUCCAGUACGCGGACAUCGACGACGGAUACAAUUACUCCCGGUCGAGGAGGCGGUACUACCGGAACAGCCUGCAGCUGCUGAGAAACGCCCAGGAAAGUUGGUCAGAGUCGGCUGUCAAGCCGGAGUUCAUCCUCCAGCUGGGAGACAUUAUCGACGGCUUCAACAAGGGCCGCAACGCCUCUGACCGUGCACUGGACACCGUGCUGAGAGAGUUCAGCUCCAGCCCCGUGGAGGUCCACCAUGUCUGGGGCAACCACGAGUUCUAUAACUUCAGCAGGAGCGCGCUGCUGAGUUCAAAGCUCAACAGCACACCUCACACUGACAGGAGCCUGAGAGGAGCCCGGGCUGGCUCUGAUAUCUACGCCUACCACUUCAGCCCGUUCCCCGGGUUCACGUUCGUUGUGCUGGAUGCCUAUGAUGUGAGCCUGCUGGGCAGGGAGGACUCCAGCGAACAGUACAGGAAGGCGAUGCAUCUGAUAAAACAGUACAACAGCAACGAGGAUCUCAACUGUCCCCCAGAGGCUGGGGGCCUGCUGCGGAGGUUUACAAUGUUCAACGGUGGCUUCAGUAAGGAGCAGCUGGACUGGCUGGAUUCUGUGCUGGCUUCGACUGAUGAGAAACGAGAGAGAGUCACCAUCGUCAGUCACCUCCCUGUCCACCCGCACUCCACAGACCCCAUCUGCCUUGCCUGGAACUUCGAUGAGCUCCUGGCCAUCAUACGUUCCCACAGCAGCGUGGUGUGUUUCAUGGCUGGACACGACCACGACGGUGGAUACUGCCAGGAUAAAUGCACUGGAGUGCACCACCUGACGUUAGAGGGGGUGAUUGAGACUCCACCUGACAGCAAUGCCUUCAGCACAGUCUCUGUCUAUGAGGACAGGAUGGUGCUAAGGGGGAGUGGGAGGAUCACAGAUCGAGUAUUUCUGUUUCCAGGACCCCAAAGUGACACAGAUCAUAGGGCAUGAGUGACAUGGUAGGAUUACUUUAAAAAAGGUGAAGUACUGACAAGGACUGUAUUACAAAAACACAGACACACAUACUCUCUGCUCUGUGUUUUUUUUAAGAUGGAAGCUGUCAUGUCCACUUUCCUCAGGAGAACAAAUACUGUACCUCAAAUAAUUAAUUGUGCUUUUUAUUUUUUUAUUUAUGAAAUUUGAAAUCUAUUUUACGCACUGGUUGUUUUUAUCUGGAGGUUUGGUGAAAAAAAUUUGCUUAUUUAUUUAUAUAUUUUAAAAAGGAAGUGAUUUAAAAAAAAAAUAGAUUUGCUGCCUUUUUACAUUGUUUGCUUGUUGCACAAAACUGACACUUAUACUGUUAUUUGCUGAGUGAUGUACAGUGCAAUGUAGUGAGAAAUGCAGUGUACUGUUAAGUAUAACUGAUAUAUUACCCAGUUUUGAGGUGAUGAGAUCAUGACAAGAUAAAUGCAAAUCUGCAGUAUUUAAAAUGUAAAACAAUAUGAUGAAUAAUAAUAAAAAAAAAUCUUCU